Molecule: messenger RNA, 1020 nt
Organism: Aegilops tauschii subsp. strangulata
Lineage: Eukaryota; Viridiplantae; Streptophyta; Magnoliopsida; Poales; Poaceae
Source: RefSeq, a predicted model, not a curated record
AUGAAGAUCUUGUGGUGGCUGCACUGGUCGUUCGACCACAUUCAACGGCAGCUUCCUCGGUACAGGGGGUCAAUCCCUGGCCGUGCUCCCAACCUGAACCGCAACAGGGAGAGAGGCCACGCCCUGCUCUAUGCCGAUUACUUUUCCAACACCCCGCUCUUCAAGCCGGAUAAAUUCCGUCGCCGUUUUCGAAUGGCAAGGCAUGUGUUCAAUCGUAUCCGAGAGGGAGUGGUUGCUCAUGACCCAUACUUCGAGUGCAAGACGGAUGCCCUUGGCAAGCUUGGAUUCUCCUCUUACCAGAAAUGCACCGCAGCCAUCCGCAUGCUUGCAUAUGGAAUUCCAGACGAUCUGGUGGAUGAGUAUGUGCGUAUGAGUGAGACAACAUGUCUGAUGUCAAUGUACAAGUUCUGCCAGGCUGUGAUCGAGGUGUUUGGCCCGGAGUACUUGAGGCAGCCAACUGCCGCUGAUACAGAGAGAUUGUUGGCGACCAACGCAGCUAGAGGCUUUUCAGGCAUGCUUGCCAGCAUAGAUUGUAUGCACUGGGAGUGGAAGAACUGUCCAUUUGCUUGGCAGGGCCAGUACAAGGGGCAUGUCAAGGCGUGCACUGUCAUAUUAGAAGCGGUGGCUUCGCAUGAUCUUUGGAUAUGGCAUUCUUUCUUCGGCAUGGCAAGUUCUCACAAUGAUAUCAACGUGCUGCAGCGUUCUCCAGUCUUCGCAAGGCUUGCAGAAGGCCACUCCCCACCUGUCAACUUUGAGAUCAACGGCCACCAAUACAACAAGGGAUACUAUCUAGCUGAUGGUAUAUAUCCUCAGUGGUCAACUUUUAUGAAGACAAUCUCGAAACUCCAAGAUGAGAAGAGAAAGAGAUUUGCCCAAAUGCAAGAGAGUGCUAGAAAGGAUGUGGAACGUGCUUUUGGUGUGCUUCAAUCCCGGUGGGGUAUCGUUCGAAACCCUGCACUGUCAUGGGAUGAAACGAAGCUUUGGGAGAUGAUGACUGCUUGUGUGAUCAUGCCAACAUGA